This is a messenger RNA of Microthlaspi erraticum, 387 nucleotides long. Lineage: Eukaryota; Viridiplantae; Streptophyta; Magnoliopsida; Brassicales; Brassicaceae. The record is from the annotation of a GenBank genome assembly.
AUGAGAGGACUCUCCAUCUUCCCGAUCUUCGCGAUUCUCACCGUCCACUGGCUACUCGCCGCCGCGACCUCACAAUCCCCCGGAUUCGCCGCAGAUUUCAUGCCGAUGGAGACAGAGUGUACAGGUUCCAUCGCCGAGUGCUCCUUAUCCAACCACGGAGAUCUCUUUCACAGCGUCGGCGAGGAAGCAGAGACGGAGGAGUUCGAGAUGGACUCCGAGAUCAACCGGCGCAUCUUAGCGACGGCGAGGUACAUAAGCUACGGUGCGCUGAGGAGAAACACGAUUCCUUGCUCACGCCGAGGCGCAUCUUACUACAAUUGCCGACGUGGAGCUCAGGCCAAUCCUUACUCUCGUGGCUGUAGCGCCAUCACUCGCUGCAGGCGAUGA